Messenger RNA from Cyprinodon variegatus (sheepshead minnow), 2470 nucleotides. Its product is annotated as inositol hexakisphosphate kinase 2-like. Gene Ontology annotation, cellular component: nucleus; cytoplasm. Bases 325 to 1800 code for a protein of 491 amino acids. The record is from RefSeq and is a predicted model, not a curated record. NCBI's taxonomy places the organism in Eukaryota, Metazoa, Chordata, Actinopteri, Cyprinodontiformes, Cyprinodontidae. Gene Ontology annotation, biological process: inositol phosphate biosynthetic process; phosphatidylinositol phosphate biosynthetic process. Gene Ontology annotation, molecular function: inositol hexakisphosphate kinase activity. The transcript has 5 exons.
GCUCUCUUUUAAAGCAGCUUAGACCCCUAACCUACUUUGAAAGGAACGAAAAAGUGUUUCAGAAAACAAGUUGAGAGGAAUCAAAUAUUGACUGUCGUGUUUCCUCUCUAUUUUCUCCCUUCUUUGUUGUCAACCGUUUGAGUCUCUGAGAGAACAAAUCAGCACAACACCAGCUUCCGAUCUGCAUCCUGUGACUCAAAAGGACUACUCAUCAGCAGAUCCGGAGCCUGUGAGCGGCCCUAAAACACGGGGCCCCUACCGCAUCCGUGCGCGUGUGUGUCAGGAGGCUAAUGCCCGCCGUGGUGUGGACAGUGCCAGAGGAGGAUGAGUCCGGCUGUGGAGGCUCAGGCCCAGGAGGCCAUGGAUGCAGAACAGAAACAGAAGCAGCAGCUGCAGAAUCAGCCGUGUUGCAUGGAGAAAGGAGUGAUGCUUGAGCCCUUUGUGCACCAGGUGGGGGGACAUUCCUGCGUGCUGCGCUUCGGGGAGCAGACCAUCUGCAAACCCCUCAUCCCCAGGGAGCAUCAGUUUUACAAGAAUCUCCCUGCUGCAAUGAGGAAGUUCACCCCACAGUACAGAGGUGUUGUGUCAGUCAGCUUUGAGGAGGAUGAAGAAGGGAAUCUUUGCCUAAUCGCCUACCCCCUGCUCAGUGACCCGUCGGCAGAUGUGGAGAACAAAGACCCCUCUGCAGACUGUGAUGCCAAGAGUAAAAUGCUCCACUGGGGCCAAAUGAUCACAUCCUCGCUGCUUUUGGAGAGCGAAAUUUACAGCAAAGAUGGCCGAGGGCGCCACUUUCGAAAAGACAAUGACCAGAGUGGGCACACGCUUCAGGGCUACACAGAGCUGGAGCGGCCCCAGCAGGCUGAAGUGCUCCGCUACAGACUGGAUCACAGUCACAGUAACGCCGUCCCUCAGCUCAAACACAAUCCGUGGAGCCUGAAGUGUCACCAGCAGCACCUGCAGCGCAUGAAGGAGAACGCUAAGCACCGCAACCAAUACAAAUUCAUCCUGCUUGAGAACCUGACAUGGCGGCACGCAUUGCCUUGUGUAUUGGAUCUGAAGAUGGGCACACGGCAGCAUGGAGACGAUGCCUCUGAAGAGAAGAAGGCCAUACAGAUCCGCAAGUGCCAGCAGAGCACGUCAGCCUCCAUAGGAGUCCGACUCUGUGGCAUGCAGGUCUACCAUUCUGACUCCGGCCAGCUGAUCUUCAUGAACAAGUACCAUGGCCGUAAACUGACCCUGGCUGGAUUCAAGGAGGCCCUGUUCCAGUUCUUCCACAGUGGACACCGUCUGCGGCAGGAGCUGCUCUCUCCAGUGCUGAGCCGGCUCAGGGAGAUGCAGGCUGCUCUGGAGUCCUGCGAGUCGUACCGCUUCUAUUCCAGCUCCUUGCUCAUCAUCUACGACGGAGCUCAGCACAGAAAGCACACACGCCGGCGCACCAAAGACGGGCUCUCUGAAGACGAGGAGGAGGACGAGGACGAGGAGGUGGAAGCUGAGCCUAAAAUGGACGAGGAUGUGGACGAAGAGGAGGAGGGGAGUGAAGAGGCGGGUGCGUUUGGCUUUCCUCACAGCCCAGCGCCAUCUAGCGAUAGCAGCAGCAGUGGGAGCUCCACUAAUAGCCAGCCCCUAUCAGAGCUCUGCAGUCCUGUGGUAGAUGUGAGAAUGAUUGACUUUGCUCACACCACCUGCAGACAUUAUGGCGAGGACAGUGUGGUCCAUGAGGGCAAGGACAGUGGCUAUAUUUUUGGUCUCCAGAACCUGAUCACCAUCAUCUCUGAACUGGAGAACCACUGCACAGACUGACCGCUAAAAUAAAACACAUAGUUACAAAAUCAGAGGAGGAACUGAGGAGAGGACUAUUUUAGCGCUGUAGCUGUUCCUUUACCUCUUUUUGCCAUCAGUGCUUUUUGAUGUUACUGUUGUGACUGCCAGCUGACAGGAAGUGAAAUGGACUCAAGGUAACAAAGAAGCGCUGUAUGUGCGAAUGUCGCCGACAUUCAUCGUCCAGUUUUAACCCAAGUAACCAAUAAGGAGAAGGGCAGGCCGUAUAUAAAAGCCAUUCAAACUUCAGACGGCAGGUGUUCUUGUGUCAGAUUUCCAAAGAGAGAGUCAUUUUGCACUGGGGACACACCCUGAAGAAGGGGGGUGUGUUGGGACUGAAACCAGGAGAAGCAGAGCGACUGAAGGAGGACAGAAACUGCGAGUGAGCAAGAUGGCGAGCUCAGGCUUCGUUCUUCUUCUACAUGGUCAUCUUGCCAUCAUUCUUUUUUCUCUCUCCUAAAGCUAAAUAUAUCUCAGAGAGAUAAUAGAGAGAUAUUUAUUUAUAUCAUAAAAUCAACUAAAAAUGUCAAAAAAAAGAGACUGUGAAUGGAGAGUACUACAUUCCAUCUUAUUAAUGUUACAAUAAUGAUAUUGAUUAAUAUUGUUAUUUGACAUGCUUGUAUACCUCUACCUUGUUUUUUUGUUUUUUUUU